Molecule: messenger RNA, 459 nt
Organism: Acanthosepion pharaonis
Lineage: Eukaryota; Metazoa; Mollusca; Cephalopoda; Sepiida; Sepiidae
Source: the annotation of a GenBank genome assembly
AUGCACAAAUCUGUAGCUGACUAUCGCAGUCAUAGCUUAUUCGUCCUUCCAGCUCGAAGUCUUGGACAGGGACUUUUUUCACAUAACCAUCACCGGACCGUCGCAUCUAUAACGGACACGUCCGUCCAGCCGGAGGCUUGGACAGGGAUUAACUUUUCGUUUCGCUGUUCGUUUGGGUUUUUUUUUUGGGGGGGGGCAUUUUUUUUUCAUCACGUGGUCUUUGAUUUUCAAAUUGGAGCAUUUUCUUGUGUGAGAGAAAAGACACUUUCUCUCACUAACACUUUCUCUCACCUGCAGGGUUACAGAGAGUUUAGUGUGGUUUCCUCAUUUGGGAUCCAUCCGGCUAAAUUAUGUUGUCAACACGUGACAGUCUGGUUAAUAUUUGUCAACAUUCAGUUCUACCCUAUCUCUUUGCUUUUCUAUUUUUACGCUUUCUGUGAGUACAGACCUUUUUUUUAA